This is a messenger RNA of Pseudophryne corroboree (corroboree frog), 867 nucleotides long. It is a transcript of the gene SH3BGRL3, whose product is annotated as SH3 domain binding glutamate rich protein like 3. Bases 88 to 366 code for a protein of 92 amino acids. The record is from RefSeq and is a predicted model, not a curated record. Gene Ontology annotation, cellular component: cytoplasm. The transcript has 4 exons. NCBI's taxonomy places the organism in Eukaryota, Metazoa, Chordata, Amphibia, Anura, Myobatrachidae.
UGAUUGGUCUGUGUGUAUACACGUAGUGGGAGAGGUCGGAAGUCUACACAUUGCAGAAGAAGAGGAUCUGUGAGGCGACCGCAGAGAAUGGCUCUAACACUGUAUAUGACAUUGGUGACAUCCUCUCGGGAGAUUCAGUCUCAUCAGAAUGAAAUCAUACGGAUUUUGGACACAAACAAAAUUCAGUAUGAGCGAGUGGAUAUAUCUGUAGACAAGGGUCUCCUUGAGGAUAUGAGAAAAAAGGCUGGAAACCCCACUGCACUUCCUCCUCUAUUGUUUCGUGGUGACAAGUACAUUGGGGUGCAGCACCAAGUAUCUCAGUGUUUCAGUGAGAGAUAUGUGAAUAUGAGGCACUUACAUCUAUAAUUGCCAUGGAUUAAAAAGAUGCUGCCAUCAUUCCGUCAGCAGAACCAUGAACAGCUUAUGGCUGCUGUGGAGGAUGAAUGCCUGCUUACAUUUUUAGAGGGGAAAGAAUAAACCUGCUCUGCAAUGAAACUCAAACCACGCUGCAUCUGUUCUGCCCACCAUUUCCUAUGUUACACUCUAUUGCUAACCCAGUAGUGUAGCAAUUCAUUAUUUUUUUUUUUAUCUUUUAUUAUUAUUUUUUUACCUAAAAUUUUUGUCAUUCCAGUUUUAUAAAAUUACAUUCCUGAGUAAUUUACUACCAUUCAUUCCAAAGUAUUACCAUUUAACUGGAAGCCUAGAGACCAUUUAUUGCCUUGUGAUGUUACAGAACCCCCUUUCCCUUCUGGCAGCUUGAUGGCCUCCCAUCCUCAUUCCUUUCAUAACUGUGAAUUCAAUUUGUAUGUUUCCUGCCAAAGAGGAAGUUAGUCUUCCAGUCGAUUUAAUAAAUUUGUUUCACAUUAA